GAGUCCCUGCCCCGAGGUGCAUACAAUCUGAACGGAGGGAGGGAGCGUUGGAAAUUGGCUUCUGAGCCUGAACACCCAAAUGAUCCGCGACGAGAGAGCCCGGAAUGCGCCGCGAAUGGACCAUUCUGGGCCAUUCAUGCAGACCAAACGGAGAGCGCGCAGGAAAGGCGCAGCCCAUCCUCGCCUCCCCGAAAAGCGGGGUGCUCUUUUCUGAUGAUGCAGCGCCUCCCUCCCCGGCGAAAGGAGACGCACCCACCAAAUGCACCGGCUUUGGGAGUGGAAGGAGGAAGGGGCGCCUUUUGGAGGGGGUGAGAGCGUGUCUCUUUAAACGGGAGCGCGCAGGGAGCUGAGCCCGGCUGCUUGGAGCCGGCCAUGGGGCUGAGGAUGGAGCGAUCCUGGCCCCACCAGCCACAGCCCGGAGCUCUAGGGCUCCUGCGCCCCCUUCAGCUUCUCCUGCUCCUCUUGCCCGAAACCUGCUGGGGCAAAUACGUGAAAGGCAACAUCAGCACCAAAGAGGACUGGGUCUUUCUGACACGAUUCUGCUUCCUUUCCGACUAUGGCCGCCUGGAUUUCCAGUUCCGCUACCCAGAGGCCAAAUGCUGUGAAAACAUCCUUCUGUAUUUUGAUGAUCCUUCCCAGUGGCCAUCUGUCUACAAGAAAGAAAAUAAGGAUUGUUUGAUGAAAGAAUCCGUAAUCCGCCCAGAAAACAAUCAGGUGAUCAACCUCACAACCCAGUAUGCCUGGUCUGGAUGUAAGUUGGUAACAGAGAACUCAGUGCGUUAUCUGAGCUGUGCUAGUGGCAGAAGUUUCCGCUCAGUCCGUGAGCGUUGGUGGUAUGUGGCUCUCAGCAAGUGUGGGGGUGACGGGCUGGAACUGGAAUAUGAGAUGAUUCUGACCAACGGCAAGUCCUUCUGGACACGUCACUUCUCAGCCGAUGAGUUUGGCAUCCUGGAAACUGACAUUACUUUUCUGCUUAUCUUCAUCCUGAUCCUCAUCAUUUCCUGCUACUUUGGCUAUCUCUUGAAGGGGCGGCAGCUUCUUCACACCACCUAUAAGAUGUUCAUGAUGGCAGCUGGCGUGGAGGUGCUCAGCCUAAUGUUCUUUUGCAUUUACUGGGGCCAAUAUGCAAGUGAUGGCAUUGGAAAAAGCAGCCUCAAGAUCUUGGCUAAACUCCUCUUCUCGGUCAGUUUCCUGAUCUUCCUUCUGAUGCUGAUUCUGCUGGGAAAAGGAUUUACUGUCACCAGGGGCCGGAUCAGUCACACUGGCUCUAUCAAGCUUUCCGUGUACAUGACACUGUAUACUAUCACACACGUUGUGCUGUUCAUCUAUGAGGCCGAGUUCUUUGAUCAGGCGCAGGUGCUGUACACGUAUGAGUCACCAGCUGGAUAUGGCCUGAUCGCCUUGCAGUUUGUGGCUUACAUCUGGUUCUGCUACGCCAUCCUCAUCACUCUUAAGCAGUUCCCAGAGAAACAGCCUUUCUACGUACCCUUCUUUGCUGCCUACACCCUCUGGUUCUUCGCUGUCCCGGUUACUGCACUUAUUGCUAACUUUGGCAUCCCUAAGUGGGCUCGGGAAAAAAUAGUCAAUGGUAUCCAGUUGGGUAUUCACCUGUAUGCCCAUGCAGUCUUUCUGAUCAUGACGCGGCCCUCCGCAGCCAAUAAGAACUUCCCAUACCAUGUGCGGACGUCACAGAUCGGGAUUGUCGAAGAGGUGGCAGCCGGGGCCAAGUUUCCGCAUCACGUAUAUGGCAACGUGACCUUCAUCAGCGACUCAGUGCCCAACUUCACAGAACUCUUCUCCAUCCCUCAGAGCACAGGGACCGACACCGGCAAUCCUCGUAAACAGGUGGAGGAGACGUCGUCUGCGGACCGUACCCUGACGCCCAGCUGCGUGGUCACCACCUCGGAGCUCAGCGGUGCCCCAGUGCUGUUGAAGCCUUCCUCGGGGAGUGAGACCCAGCCACCCCCCUACCAGCUCCAUGCCCCUCAGCUCCACCAACACAAUGGCUACACUGAGUAUUUUAGCAUGCACACAGCUGGUGCGCGGCCUGUCUAAGGUUCUCGUGGCCCUUUGCAACUUCCCUGCUUUCUCUCUCUCUUUCUCUCUACUUCCCAGGCUCCUUGCCUCGAACCUAUGCCUGGUUUCUCUUCUUGGACCCCUUUCUCCUUGCACCUUCUGCUGCCUUUUCCCCCUUUGACAGCUUUCUACCCAUAUCAGAGGGCUAUUCUAUCUCAUGUCUCCCUGGAACACUGUUGGACUGCUGUUGUCGAAUACAGAGAAGCCAGACGGAUGGGACCGAGCAGAAUCGGCUGCCGUUCGCACGGUCUCCUUGCCCAUUUAUGACAGAGGGAGGGAAUCCUCACCCCUAGUUAGUCGGUGUGAUACUUCUCUGUCUCUCCCCCCCAGGACAGUGUUAAGUUCCCUGUCUGGGACUCGUUCAGCGUGGAGGAAGCCAGUCACUAGAUGGACGUGGUCCAGCUUUCUCUUCCACCCUUAGUUCAGCUAGAGCACCAGAUCUACUGUUAGCUGCCUUUCCCCCCCUAGACAGUGUGACCCAGCGGAAGGUCACCCAUAGCUCUUCUCAGCCGCUCUUGUGGAACAGCUCUCCCAUUUGAAAGCAGACAUAUCAGCCCAGACUGGCCUUGUAAUGAUGUAGCCAAGUUUUUUCUGUAUCACUUCCUUUUUAGGUCAUACUUCCCCACCUGUCCUAAUGAUGGCAGCUGGAAUCCUUUCCAUCCCCUUUACCUUGAUUUCCCUGUUCCUCCCCCAAGGGUAAUGGCGUUGCCCUCUACCUUCUCGUGACGGUGCUGUAGGUUCUGCUCCCUGAUGACGGUGGGUUUCUGAAAUCCAUCGGAGUGGGUUUUUCUUUUUCGCCAAAAUAAAGAGGAUUCUCGUGUUUCUA
Molecule: messenger RNA, 2902 nt
Organism: Pogona vitticeps (central bearded dragon)
Lineage: Eukaryota; Metazoa; Chordata; Lepidosauria; Squamata; Agamidae
Gene: TMEM145
Product: transmembrane protein 145
Biological process (GO): response to pheromone; G protein-coupled receptor signaling pathway
Source: RefSeq, a predicted model, not a curated record